CAAUAAGCACCAAAGAAGAAAAGAAAGAAGACUUGUAGAAGAAAAAGGAAGUCUACCUCUAUUCUCAAUAUUCCUGUGAUAGUAGUAAACCUAGAUAAAGUAUGGAGAGCCCGGAGCUAACUUUUACUUUGGCUUACAUAGUGUUCUCUCUCUGCUUCGUGUUCACGCCCACCGAGUUCCGUUCGGCCGGUUUAACCAUCCAGAAUCUGUUUUCGUCCUGGCUGGGGAGUGAGGAUGUGGGCUUCGUCCAGUACCACGUCAGGAGGACCAGCAUUACCGUACUGAUCCACUCUGCACUGCCUUUAGGUUACUACAUGGGGAUGUGUAUCGCUGCUCCAGAAAAUAACCUGGGUUACAUUCACCAGGUGAGUGACAGCUGGAGAGCAUUUCUCCUCCUCUCUCUCUGCUUCCAAUUGACCAGCUGGACGCUAGUCAUCUACUGGUCCCGCCAUCACUGGCACAACCAUCCAAUCAGCCGGGUCCUGCAGGCGCACAUACAGCCUCCUCACUCCAGCUGGGGCUCCGUGGCAGCCAGCGUCAACGAUGAGUUCAGACGUAUAGAUAAGUUUGCUACAGGAGCACCUGGAGCCAGAGUUAUAGUAACUGACAGCUGGGUGUUGAAGGUGACCACCUAUCACGUGUACAUGGCCUUACAGAGUGACUGUCAUGUGACAGUGACAGAAUCCAGACAGCACCAGCUGAGUCCAGACUCGACAUCCCCCGCACAGAUCUUGACCCUGAGAGUGCACAGCAUCAACGCUGCUGUCAGAACCUUUGAUAUCAGGCUCAUCUCUACAGAGUAUGCCGAGCUCAGGGAGAAGCUCCACGCUCCCAUCAGAAACUCUGCCAACGUGGUGAUCCACCAAACCAUGAGUGAACUCUUCCUGGAAACAUUUAGAGCUCAGGUGUACCUGAAUCAACCGUACACACUCCCCAGUGGACAGGAGGUGGAGCCCUGUAUAGGUUGUAUGCAGGUUCCAGCAAGCACCAAGCUGCUCAGACUCUGCCACGCAGAAGGAGAUGAUAAUGAGUCAGAGUGCCAGCGGUGUUUCUGCAGACCCAUGUGGUGUCUGUCCUGUCUGGGUCGAUGGUUCGCCAGCCGGCAAGAUCAGCAAAGACCUGAGACCUGGUUGUCCAGCAGAGUCCCCUGUCCCACCUGUAGAGCCAAAUUCUGUAUACUGGACAUCUGUGUGGUCCACUGACCAGACACGCAUACAGAUUCAAACGGAUGUUAUUCAGCAACAUUCAGCUCCAGACCUCUGAUAGAGAAGCCGUGUGCAGGACGUUGGACUGGACUUAGUUGUUGUACCUGCUGACUCUGUGCUUUCAAUCAGGACUGAUCAUUUAGAGUAAAGACAAAGCUCGGACAAACAUUUGUUUUGAACUCCAACAUAGUGUAAAAUGGUAGAUCAAUGUGACAUUUUGGGAGAUAGGCUUGUUUGGUGUUUACCCCAGUGAGAUAGGGUGGCUGAUAUCAGAUGCCCUGAUCCCUGAGCACUCUGUAAGUAAACAUCAGAAUGUGUUUAGGUCAGCACAAAGACUGAAUUCAGGGGGAAAUCAAAGUGGAAAAAUGUGCCUUCCCACAAUUCUAUGACCAGAGCCUGUAUCCCUGUACUUCCACUUCAGAAUGCUCUAAAAAGCCAAAGUAAAACUGACUUACCUGCAUCAAGAUGUGAAAAACAUCUAAUCAGACAAAGAUUUAACUGAU
Molecule: messenger RNA, 1708 nt
Organism: Cottoperca gobio
Lineage: Eukaryota; Metazoa; Chordata; Actinopteri; Perciformes; Bovichtidae
Gene: tmem129
Product: transmembrane protein 129, E3 ubiquitin protein ligase
Exons: 7
Coding region: 102-1202 (366 amino acids)
Biological process (GO): protein ubiquitination
Cellular component (GO): membrane; endoplasmic reticulum
Molecular function (GO): ubiquitin protein ligase activity
Source: RefSeq, a predicted model, not a curated record